Messenger RNA from Trematosphaeria pertusa, 984 nucleotides. RefSeq lists its product as uncharacterized. Bases 1 to 984 code for a protein of 327 amino acids. NCBI's taxonomy places the organism in Eukaryota, Fungi, Ascomycota, Dothideomycetes, Pleosporales, Trematosphaeriaceae. The record is from RefSeq and is a predicted model, not a curated record. The transcript has 4 exons.
AUGGCGUCCGGACCGCACCGCAAAUACGGCAUCGCGCGUCAGCGGGAGGCGCAUGCGCAGCGGCAACGAGCUAUGAGCCGUCUCCACCACCGCUGCGGGUCUGACAGAUCCCGAGUUGCCCGCAGGAUUUCUGCGCCGCCGACUUAUCGGGAGCACCGGAGCACCGCAUCCUUGAGAAGCGCCGCCCACACCUCCGCCGCCCGAGCAAAGAACGCUCCCCAGAGCACUACGACGAGCUUUCCAAGGUACGAAGACUCAUCCUCUACAUGGGCGCUGACACAGAGCCCCGGUGGGGGUAUAGAGCCCGCCCGCAAGAUUUUCGCGGAGUUGACUUCUCCCGUGCACCUAGCAGUUCCUGAAUCAGGCGGCUUGAAUGGUCUGGCUGCUGCUUGUGCUGACACGGCGGAACAACAACAGGCCCUCACUUGGAGUACCGCCGCGGCGGACAGCCCAUUUCGACGAUCGCGCCCAAGCCAGCUGCAGCACCCAACUCCGAGAACCAGUACAGUAGUUCCGAAACCGGGACAGUCUUUGCUCCACCUCGGUCCAAGCACGGUUCACCGAGUCCACAUUGAGCUUCGAGUCUCCUGUGGGGGCGCCAUGGCUAGUCGAACCCCAACUCCGAUCUUACAAGUAAUAGAGCAGAUACCAGGAAACGUUCUUCUACCAUACCAUCGUCCAGAUCCAUACGCCGCAUGUCCAAGUCUCCGUCUUCGCGGCUUUGCUCGAGAACCCCAGCUUGAGCCCAUCGAGUCCCGUACUCUCACGCGGAGACGCUGCGCGCCGGCGGCCAACGGCGUCAAGACUAAGAUGCUGCACAAUGAGCACAAUCAGUACUCGAGUUUGAUUCUGAGCGCAAUCAUGCAUUGUGGGCAUGGUCAAGUGGCGGACAAAGUCUGCGCAAUGAAGCGUACCCGCGACGAUUGCAAGUCCAGACCCAAACAGGAAGCAGGGCACUCCGGCGGCACCUGUUCGGGCUGGUGA